UCUUCUACAUACACGCCCCAAACCCCUCCACCUUCCGUCUCUCUCUCUCUCUCUCUCUGUUUUACGUUUUUCCCAAUUCCGAAACACCAAAUUGAGCUAAAUUUUGAUCAUAGAAAUUUGGUUGUAACAGUUUCUCAUCACGUUAAUGGCUGCAUCCCAGCAGAUUGCUGAUUCUAUAGCCUUUACUGGUUCUGAGAAUGCAGCAGGUUUAUGGGACAAAUAUCCUCCACAUGUUAAUGUUGAAAGCUCGGGAAAUUCUACUUCUGGCGUUUAUGAUCAAAAUCCAUCUGUGAUGUUUCAUAGUUACGGUUACGUUCCUCAAAUGUCGCAUAGACCGUGUGCUCCACCUUCCUUUCAACCGUCUUCUUUAAGGAAUCAUGAUAACUUAUACUCAGAUCCAUCUUACUACCAUCAACCAAUUCCUCCAAAUGUUCAAUAUGGUGCUUCACUAGGUCCACUUAAUCAAGCAGUAAGUCAAUCUGGGAACAACCAAUCAAGACCCGUAUGUGCAUCUCCAUUCGGAUAUUCUGGUACAGAAAGCAACCUUUUUGGAAGUUCCAGUGGUUUUGAUUUGAUGCAGAAGGAAUUUGAGGGGUUAGGAUUCGGUGGAUUACAUUCGAACUUGUUAAAACCAGUGAAUAGUCAAAGCUCCUUAAUUCAAUUGUCAUCAAGAACUGCUUUCCCGAAACUAACUGAUUUUCGGGGACUGCCUGGGAAUACUUUUAGAAUGGCUUCCCUUCAAGAGGAACCACUAUAUGGAUACAGAUCUUUGACAAGCUCCUAUCAUGGAGGCUUCCCUAAUUAUGAUCGGUGCUAUGGCUGCCGAAAUAUCUCCAACAACAAUCCUGGAAUUAGCGGUCAAAGCUGGUUUAUGGGUAAGGAGGCUAGUGGAGGUGGAAGGAAGAAUGAUCUUUUAUGCAGUUGUGCAGGUAUGGUAGCAACACAAACUGCUCAAAACAAGGGACCUAGGGCAUCAAAGCCGAAAAGCGUGACAAGAGCUAAUUGUUCCAGCAGCGAUGAAAGCAAUCACGAAAUGCCUAAUAAUUUUCGGAACAAGUGUAACCAACCGGAUUUUGUAACCGAGUAUAAGGACGCAAAGUUCUUUGUCAUCAAAUCUUACAGUGAAGAUAACGUCCAUAAGAGCAUAAAGUAUGGCGUUUGGGCUAGCACCCCUAGUGGCAACAAGAAAUUGGACGCUGCAUAUCGUGAAGCAAAAGAGAAAGACAUUCCGAUAUUUCUGCUAUUUUCAGUUAAUUGUAGUGCUCAAUUCUGUGGAGUGGCUGAGAUGGUAGGGCCUCUUGACUUCAACAAUAACGUGGACUAUUGGCUGCAAGAUAAGUGGACCGGGCAAUUCCCUGUCAAGUGGCACAUUAUAAAAGAUGUUCCCAAUAGUCAGUUUCGUCACAUUAUUAUUAAAGAUAAUGACAACAAGCCCGUCACAAACAGCAGAGAUACUCAGGAGGUGGAACUGAAGCAUGGAAAUGAUAUGCUCAACAUUUUAAAGAAUCAUGAAGAUUGUUCAUCAAUCUUAGAUGAUUUUGACUUCUACGAAGAGCGGCAAAAAGCAAUGGAGGAGAGGAAGGCUGGCCAACAAGGGAAACCAGGCUCAUUGUCCGUGACUGGAGGCGAUCUUUUGCACCGUGCCAAUACACAAUGUCGUUUUCCCAUGUCUCUCUGAGGACCACACAAACAAAACAGCUUUUUGAGAACUACUCGUGUUUGAGUGCGAAUAGAAAAGAAAAGUGCGGUUGGCUAGAAAAGUCAACCAACUUGACUGAACAGUUUUUUUUUUUUUUUUUUUUU
Molecule: messenger RNA, 1803 nt
Organism: Morus notabilis
Lineage: Eukaryota; Viridiplantae; Streptophyta; Magnoliopsida; Rosales; Moraceae
Product: YTH domain-containing family protein 2
Exons: 6
Coding region: 146-1678 (510 amino acids)
Biological process (GO): mRNA destabilization
Cellular component (GO): cytoplasm
Molecular function (GO): mRNA binding
Source: RefSeq, a predicted model, not a curated record